This is a messenger RNA of Apis florea (little honeybee), 899 nucleotides long. It is a transcript of the gene odd, whose product is annotated as odd skipped. Gene Ontology annotation, molecular function: DNA-binding transcription factor activity, RNA polymerase II-specific; RNA polymerase II transcription regulatory region sequence-specific DNA binding. NCBI's taxonomy places the organism in Eukaryota, Metazoa, Arthropoda, Insecta, Hymenoptera, Apidae. The record is from RefSeq and is a predicted model, not a curated record. Gene Ontology annotation, biological process: embryonic pattern specification; embryonic hindgut morphogenesis; regulation of transcription by RNA polymerase II. Gene Ontology annotation, cellular component: nucleus.
AUGGAGACGAAGAUGGAACCGUUGACACCGCCGCACACACCGCCUAUGAUGGACAGGUCGACGAUGCAUCAACAGUUGCACACGUCGAGGUGGUUAAGAUCGAGCCAACAUUUCGCACGAUUUGGCCAGCAGCAUUCGAACGGAGGGCAAAACGUUGGCUAUCAGACCGCGUUCCUCAACAAUUGGCUGAGAGAUGCCGCGUUGCUGGCUGUCAGGGGUUGUUGCCCCCAGUCUCCGACCUCGCAUCAUUAUCAUCACCACGGUCAUCAUCAUCAAGCUGUGCAUCCGGCGCUCCCGGUCCCACCCCCCGCCUCGUUUCUAACCAGAAGGCUGCCCGGCCAGAGACCGAAGAAACAGUUCAUAUGCAAAUUUUGCAACAGACAAUUCACCAAGAGCUAUAAUCUGCUGAUACACGAGAGGACACACACGGACGAGAGGCCUUACUCUUGUGACAUUUGCGGGAAAGCGUUUCGAAGGCAGGAUCACCUGAGGGAUCAUCGCUACAUUCACAGCAAGGAGAAGCCUUUCAAAUGCAGCGAAUGCGGGAAAGGAUUUUGUCAAAGCAGGACUCUCGCGGUUCAUAAGAUCCUACACAUGGAGGAGUCGCCUCACAAAUGCCCCGUUUGCUCGAGAAGCUUCAACCAAAGGAGCAAUCUGAAGACUCAUCUUCUCACGCACACGGACGUGCCCCAAGAUCUGAGAAUCGAGGGAUCGGUCGCGUCGGAAGCGAAGAUCGCCACCACGGCGGUCAGGCAGAUGGCGGAUAGGGUGAGUGGGCUGAUCCCGAUUCAAAGGACCAGCACCACCCCUAAACUAGGAUUUAGCAUAGAGGAAAUUAUGAGACGUUAAAAAAUUUAUCCCCCCCAAGCGCUUAAUUUAAUACUUUAUGAUGAUACAAC